CGUUACUCCUUCCUUGUACCUAUUAUAGAACACAUGCCGUCCUCCCUGCAGCCUUGUAUGUAAGUACCGUUGUAGGGCCACGCUUUGACUCGAGUUUCCACUCGACCGUAGCAAACGGGAGUUCAAGUUUUGACUUGCAAGCAAGCUAUUAUAAUCAUUCUCCCGAUUCUCCGUGACAUGGUCGCUGGAACUAUCAGGCGUUCCCAACACCGUCCCUGUCCAUAUGGCUAGCCAUGCCCGGCCUAUUUAAAUAAACGAUGACUACUAUCCUUCUUUUCCCCGUGGCCACGUUGUAACCCAUUUUACCUUUAGGACACUAAGGACUCAAGCUCUCUCUGAAGAGACACGACGAUGUUCACCAGACUGCUUGCUUUCCUCAGUAUCGUGGGAUACGCGCUAUCUCAAAACGUCGGCGACCCUUGCACAAAACUCGCUGGCAAGAAAUGGGUGGACCCGCGCGACUUGAGAGCUUGUUUCCAGUCAUUCAAUGUUGACCAGGCAAUAAAGGAGAACAUCAUCGAGGUGGUAUCAAAAACUCUGGCAUUUCAUACGUCUGUCAACUAUGAAAUUCAGGCCCCUCCUCCCUUUGAUAAAGACGUACACGAAGACCUUGUCGCCGACCUGGCUCGUAUCAAGCAUGAAUCGUACCCAUCCGAUUACGAUCUCCAUAUCGAUCUUUCUCGCACUCUGAAGCGAUUAAACGACGGUCACUGCGUUUGGAUCAACUCUUGCUACGUAUCAUCCUACCUCAACUUUCUACCAAUACCCUUGGUUCUCUUAACUGACGAAAGUGGAAAGCAAACCGUUAAUAUCGCGCCCGAAGCCUUUUCAGUUGCUUCAACUGAAUUCUCAGACCAGAUUCAAGUCUGGCAAGAUGCACUACCCGGUGUGUUGAAGGGAAAGCUCCAGUCGCUUAACGGAGCUGAGGUACUCGCUAUCAAUGGGCAAGAACCGUUCAUUGCAGUUAACGCAAAUGCUGCGAUCACUGGCAGCUUCCAAGGGUUUGGGACGCGUCAGAACUCGUUCUUCUCCAGUUAUCAGCGUUCCACUAAUACCUUCAACUAUCUACCGGGUAACUUCGCUCAGCAGUCCCUUCCUCUCAGUGACUCCGUUGUGUUAGACAUCGUCCGCGUGAACAACACCAAACCAGAGCAGAUCACCUUACCAUACCGCGCACGCAUAAAUACUGCUCUAAACUUCACGAAUGGUGCAUCUUACAGGUCUAUCAACUGUUCUCCUACCAACACAACCAAUGGGGUGGAUGUUUACGCUACGCGUCAAACCGUUACACCGCCUUCAUCGGACGCCAUUAAAUUCCAGCAAGCACCACCAAUGCCUCAGAGUAAAAAACAGUUGGUUAAUGUCAUGUUGGAUGCGACACCCUUGAGCAAUGUCGUGCUCCCUCCAGAACUUCAACCCCCUUCUCGACCCCUCGAUGGAAGCUUCGGUGUGGGAUCUUUCUAUGAUUUAGAUGAUGGAAAAACUGGUGUUUUGGCAUUGGGAAGUUUCUCGGGCGCCGAUUUCAACGUCAUGCAGGAGGGAAUGCUCAAAGGCUUGACAGAGAUGAAGGCCCGGGGAAAGACACAACUUAUCGUUGAUGUUACGAACAAUGGCGGAGGAUUCAUUUGUGUAGCCCACUGGCUUCAUCGCAUAAUCGCAGGUCCGAAGGAUACUACCGUUCCCCAGGCUGGUCUCGAUACCAAAGCUCGAAACCCCCCUCUCGCUCGCGCCAUAGUCAACGAAAUCGUUGUCAAUAAUCGUGACCCACAGUUACAGCUGCUGUACAACCCACUACAAUGGAAUAAUGCAAGCAAUCAGCCGUUCGGUGCUAAAGAGAACUGGCUCAUCCCACCGGUUAAUGUCACUAUCAAUGGCCGCCCAGAUCAGUUCUCACAAAGACUUGGCCAAGAAUGUCAACCUUUUUCCAGCCCCCCUCCUGAUGUUGCCUUAUUUGAUAUCAGCAAAGUUGCCAUCGUUUCGAAUGGGCGAUGUGCAAGCUCCUGUUCCCUCUUCAGUGUCACGAUGAAGAAACUCGAAGGUGCAAAAACUGUGGUUGUCGGCGGAAAGAAGGACGUUCAGCAGGAGUACUGUGGGACCGUUGGAGGACAGUCGACUGACUUCGCUACGAUUGAUACUGAGAUCAAGACUGUUCACCUUAAAAACGAUUCAGCUGCUCCACCUGACUUGAAAGUUCGGGGUGUCCAGGGUAUCACCUGGCGGCUCGGUUUCGCUCUUGAUAACAGCGGAGAACCCGAGGAAUGGAAGGAGCACUUCGCUGAUUUGAACCUCCCUCUCACCCCCGCACUGGUUAACAAUCCAAACGCGAUCUGGAAGGAGGUCGCCAGCCGCCUCUUUACUUGAGGUCGGCCGUCAAUCUUUAUUCUUUAUUAUCUGGAUCUAGAAUGGACUAUAAGGGUGAAAAGGAGACUUGUUGUAGCGUUUCUACUUGUCAUUCUUGUCAUUAUCAAUGUAUAUCCACACACACAUUUUACAUAAAAUACCUCAGU
Marasmius oreades (fairy-ring Marasmius) is the source of this 2507-nucleotide messenger RNA. RefSeq lists its product as uncharacterized. Gene Ontology annotation, molecular function: serine-type peptidase activity. The transcript has 15 exons. Lineage: Eukaryota; Fungi; Basidiomycota; Agaricomycetes; Agaricales; Marasmiaceae. Gene Ontology annotation, biological process: proteolysis. Bases 352 to 2361 code for a protein of 669 amino acids. The record is from RefSeq and is a predicted model, not a curated record.